Messenger RNA from Drosophila teissieri, 878 nucleotides. RefSeq names its product dTTP/UTP pyrophosphatase. The record is from RefSeq and is a predicted model, not a curated record. Bases 58 to 687 code for a protein of 209 amino acids. NCBI's taxonomy places the organism in Eukaryota, Metazoa, Arthropoda, Insecta, Diptera, Drosophilidae. The transcript has 4 exons. Gene Ontology annotation, molecular function: nucleoside triphosphate diphosphatase activity.
UAUCGGUUCGCCUGCCAUCUCUAUAACACGUUUUGUUUGUAAAUAAAAUAAGUAAUAAUGUUGGCGCCAAUUAAGCACUUAUUGGCGAAUUAUCGCAUUGUCUUGGCCAGCGGCUCUCCACGGAGACAGGAACUGGUCAAGAUGCUGGGCCUCAAUGCGGAAUUGUGUCCAUCGACUUUCGAGGAGAACUUAAACGUGGAGGAUUUCAAAGAGUUCUCGGAUUAUAUUGAAGCCACUGCUCUGGGAAAGGCCGAGGAGGUGUACUCGAGAUUGAGCUCCUCGGGGGACUCCAAAAACCUAAUUGUCAUAGCCGCAGAUACGAUGGUGACCUUGGGAAAGGAGAUCUAUGGAAAGCCCAAGGAUCCUGCGGAUGCUGUACGCAUGCUAACCAAUCUCUCUGGAACCUCCAACCGCGUUUUCAGCGGCGUUGUGCUGAAACAUGCCAACGGUGUUCGCAAGUUUACGGACACGGCGGACGUAUACUUUGGUGAUCUGCUGCCAGAACAAAUUCAGAGCUAUGUGGACUCCGGACAUCCCCUGGAUAAAGCUGGUGCUUAUGGCGUCCAAGGACCCGGGGGUGCGCUCAUCCACCGGAUCGAUGGCGACUUUUACUGUGUCAUGGGACUGCCCCUGCAUCGACUGUGCUGUGAACUGAACAAGCUUUUCCUAGAGGAUCUGUCGUCGUAAAAGCUGGUUUCAUCGUCGCCGUCAUCACAACCAAACUAUCUGAGCUUUAUGCAGCAACAAGCGUCAGAGGCUACACACACUCCAGCGAUUUUAAUCUUGGUUGAUAAGCGGCUAUAUGUCUCCGCCGUUGAGGGCCUGUUUGCUCUUUUUUAGCCCAAGUCCGUUAAAAAUAAAAAAUCAUACAACAGCGA